This is a messenger RNA of Eremothecium gossypii ATCC 10895, 4923 nucleotides long. It is a transcript of the gene RPA190, whose product is annotated as DNA-directed RNA polymerase I core subunit RPA190. Gene Ontology annotation, biological process: DNA-templated transcription. Gene Ontology annotation, molecular function: DNA-directed RNA polymerase activity; DNA binding. Bases 1 to 4923 code for a protein of 1640 amino acids. NCBI's taxonomy places the organism in Eukaryota, Fungi, Ascomycota, Saccharomycetes, Saccharomycetales, Saccharomycetaceae. Gene Ontology annotation, cellular component: RNA polymerase I complex. The transcript has a single exon. The record is from RefSeq and is marked provisional.
AUGGAUAUAUCUAAACCUGUUGGAGCCGAGAUCAGCAGCGUGGACUUCAGCGUGAUGUCCGCUGCGGAGAUCCGCGCGCUGUCGGUGAAGCAGAUCACUAACCCGACUGUGUUGGACCACCUGGGCCACCCAAUUCGCGGCGGUCUGUAUGACCUGUCGCUGGGGGCGUUUUUGCGGAACCUGUGUGCGACUUGUGGGCUGGACGAAAAGUUCUGCUCGGGGCACCAGGGCCACAUUGAGCUGCCUGUUCCGUGCUACAGUCCUCUGUUCUUCAACCAGCUGUACAUAUACUUGCGGUCCUCGUGCCUGUACUGCCACCACUUCCGGCUGAAGGCUGUUGAGGUGCACCGGUACGCGUGUAAAUUGAAGCUGCUGCAGUACGGACUGAUCGACGAGGCAUACAAGCUGGACGACUUAACGGUUGGCGGCGUGGCGUCGGACGAGGCCGAGGAAGAGGGCAAGGAAAACGAUGUCUCUGCGGCUCUCGUGGCGGAGCUCAAGAUGCGGCGCCGGGAGUACGUGGACACGGAGAUUGCCAAGGCGCUUUCGGAUGGGCGCACCUCGAAGUACGGUACCUUCACGGCCACGGUCAACGACGAGCGUAAGAACCUCAUCCAUGAAUUUCACAAGAAGAUACUUGCCAGACCAAAGUGUGACAACUGUGGCAUGUUUUCCCCGAAAUUCCGCAAGGAUGGGUUCACGAAGAUCUUCGAAACUGCGUUGACCGAGAAGCAGCUCACCAACAACAGAGUUAAGGGUUUGAUCCGGGAGGAUAUGAUCAGAAAGCAGCAGCAGUCAAAGCGAUUGGCUGGAGAGACAGUUGAUGAUGAGCCUCAGUCUGGGCGGUCGGCUAACUUGAAGCCCAAGACGGGAUCUACGUAUAUCCUCUCUACGGAGGUGAGAAACAUUUUACGUGCAGUCUUCAAGAACGAGCAGGUGGUUCUACAGUAUGUGUUCAACUCAAGGCCCAACCUGAAGAAGACCUUGGUCAAGGCCGAUAUGUUUUUCAUGGAAGUGAUUGUGGUUCCACCAACCAGAUUCCGCUUGCCCUCUAAGCUUGGCGAUGAAGUGCAUGAGAAUACACAGAACCAGCUACUUUCGAAAAUCUUGACUACCUCACUGUUGAUCAGAGACCUAAACGAGGAAAUGUCCAAGCUACAGAAGGACAAGGUCUCUCUUGAGGACAGAAAGAUAAUCUUCAACAGGUUAAUGAACGCCUUUGUUACCAUCCAGAACGAUGUUAACGCCUUUAUUGAUUCUACCAAGGCACAAGGUAGUACAGGAGGAAAGGUACCUAUUCCUGGUGUCAAGCAGGCUUUGGAGAAGAAGGAGGGUCUAUUUAGAAAGCACAUGAUGGGCAAGCGUGUGAAUUAUGCUGCUCGUUCCGUGAUUUCCCCAGAUCCAAACAUCGAAACGAACGAAAUCGGUGUUCCACCUGUCUUUGCAACUAAACUGACGUACCCAGAGCCUGUUACAGCUUACAACAUUGCAGAAAUGCGCCAAGCUGUGAUCAACGGCCCUGACAAAUGGCCGGGCGCUACCCAGAUUCAAAAUGAAGACGGGUCGCUUGUUUCCUUAGUUGGUAUGACCUCAGACCAGCGGAAGGCUCUAGCCAAUCAGUUAAUGACACCUUCUACACAUGGGUCGACCCAUACACUAAACAAGAAGGUCUACCGUCAUAUCAAAAACCGUGAUAUUGUCAUCAUGAACCGUCAACCCACACUGCAUAAAGCGUCUAUGAUGGGCCACAAGGUCAGAGUCUUGCCUGGCGAGAAGACCUUGAGGUUGCACUAUGCUAACACCGGUGCUUAUAAUGCUGACUUCGAUGGUGACGAGAUGAAUAUGCAUUUCCCACAAAAUGAAAAUGCGCGGUCGGAAGCUUUUACUUUGGCUAACACUGAUUCCCAAUAUCUGACUCCGACUUCUGGCUCCCCUGUUAGAGGUUUAAUUCAGGACCAUAUUUCUGCCGGUGUGUGGUUGACCAACAAGGAUUCUUUCUUUACUAGGGAGCAAUACCAACAGUACAUUUAUGGCUGCAUUCGUCCUGAAGAUGGUCAUGCUUCUAGAUCAAAGAUUAUCACUGUCCCACCUGCUGUUGUAAAGCCUGUUCCGCUAUGGACUGGUAAGCAGAUAAUCACAACUGUUCUUUUGAAUGCAACUCCUGCUGACAUUCCAGGCAUUAAUUUGGUCUCGAAGAACAAGAUCAAGAAUGAAUAUUGGGGUAAGAGUUCCUAUGAAAACGAGGUUAUCUUCAAGAAUGGUGCUCUCCUUUGUGGUAUCCUGGAUAAGUCUCAGUAUGGUGCUUCCAAGUACGGUAUCGUGCAUUCCUUACACGAACUAUACGGCCCAGACGUCUCAUCGAAAGUUCUCUCGAUCUUGGGUCGUUUAUUCACCAAUUACAUUACUUCUACUGCGUUCACUUGUGGUAUGGAUGAUCUGAGGUUAACAGAUGAGGGAAAUAAGUGGAGAAUCGAUAUAUUGAAGAAGUCCACUGAUAUCGGUCGUGCUGCUGCCGCAGAGGUAACCAACCUGGGUGGUGAUGUGAGACCAGAUGACGCCGAGUUGUUGAAACGACUAGAGGAAAUUUUGCGUGAUGACAACAAGCUUGGAAUUUUGGAUGCUGUGACAUCUUCUAAAGUCAAUACCAUUACGUCCGAGGUUGUGUCUAAGUGUGUCCCAGAUGGAACCAUGAAGAAGUUCCCAUACAAUUCUAUGCAGGCAAUGGCACUGUCUGGUGCAAAGGGUUCUAAUGUUAAUGUGUCGCAGAUUAUGUGUCUAUUAGGCCAACAGGCGUUGGAAGGUAGAAGAGUGCCUGUUAUGGUAUCUGGUAAGACGCUACCAUCGUUUAAACCGUUUGAGACAGAUGCAAAGGCUGGUGGUUACAUUAAAGGCCGUUUCUAUUCGGGUAUUAAACCUCAAGAAUACUAUUUCCACUGUAUGGCAGGUCGCGAAGGUCUUAUUGAUACAGCCGUGAAAACCUCUAGAUCUGGUUACUUGCAACGUUGUUUGACUAAGCAGUUGGAGGGUGUCCACGUUUCCUAUGAUAACACUGUUCGGGACGGCGACGGCACUUUAGUGCAGUUCCUAUAUGGUGGUGACGCUAUUGACGUUACCAAGGAGUCUCACAUGUCCGAAUUCAAAUUCUGUGUCGAUAAUUACGACGCCCUAUUGAAGAGAUACAAUCCAUCUGCGUUGAUUCAGCAUUUGGACGUUGAAUCUGCUCUCAAGUAUUCUAAGAAGGCAAUGAAGAACAGAAAGAAGAACCUCAACCUGCCACAUUACGCGCGCCAUGAUAAAUACGACCCUGUUUUAUCGAAGUACAACCCUUCGAAGUUCCUAGGCUCGGUUUCUGAGAACUUCCAGGACAAGCUAGAGAGCUUUAUUGACUCCAACGCUUCUUUGUUCAAAGGUCAGGCUACAGUGAAUGAGAAGAAGUUCAGAGCUCUAAUGCAACUGAAAUAUAUGCGUUCUCUAAUCAACCCCGGCGAGGCAGUUGGUAUCAUUGCAUCCCAAUCUGUUGGUGAACCUUCUACCCAGAUGACUUUGAACACUUUCCAUUUUGCAGGCCACGGUGCUGCUAAUGUCACUUUAGGUAUCCCUCGUAUGAGAGAAAUCAUUAUGACUGCCUCUGCUGCCAUAAAAACGCCUCAAAUGACGCUGCCUAUUCUUCCUGAUGUUACAGACGAGACCGCUGAUAUUUUCUGUAAAAACACCACAAAGGUUAUACUUUCUGAAGUUAUCGAUAAGGUCGUGGUUGUUGAGACAACUGGCGCGGCUACUGGAGGUGCAAACGCUAGAACUUAUGUUGUUACCAUGAACUUCUUUAAUGAGGAGGAAUAUGGCGAGCAGUAUGAUAUCACUAAGGAAGAGCUUCAGACUGUCGUAUCCACCAAGUUCCUUGUUGCACUGGAAUCUGCUAUCUUGAAGGAGAUUAAAAAGCAGAAGAGAACACAUACUAUGGAGGUUGGUGUCGCAGUGCCUAGCUCGGAAACAGCAUUUGGUAUUAAUGAGAAGGCACACAGCAAUGACGAGGAUCACGACGAAGAAGAAUCUCGUAAGAAAAACAAGCAAGCUGUUUCUUACGAAGAUCCUGAUGACGAGGAACUAGAGUCAAUGCGGCAGGCUGAACAAACUUCAGACGAGGAAAUAUCUUCUGACAAAGAAAGCAACUCUGACUCCGACUCUGACUCUGAUGCUGAAAUGGAGGACAUCCAUGCGGUAACUGCUGGAGCGAAUAAGAACAUGAGUAAAGAGCAGAAGGACCGUCAGUCUGCCAUCAUUUCGUCCCACAGAUUUAUCUCUAAGUAUAACUUUGAUGAUGAGUCUGGCAGAUGGUGCGAGUUUAAGCUAGAUUUAGCUGCUGACACGGAAAAGCUGCUGAUGGUCAACAUUGUCGAGGAUAUCUGCCGGAAGUCUGUUAUCAGAGAAGUUCCUAAUAUCGAUCGGUGUGUUCACCCAGAGCCUGAGAAUGGCAAACGGGUGUUGGUCACCGAGGGUGUGAACUUCCAGGCCAUGUGGGACCAAGAAGCCUUUAUUGACGUCAAUGGUAUUACUUCCAACGAUGUGUCUGCCGUCUUGAAGACAUAUGGUGUUGAAGCGGCCAGAAAUACCAUUGUUAAUGAAAUUAACAAUGUUUUCUCCCGUUACGCUAUCUCCGUGUCUUACCGCCAUCUAGACUUGAUUGCUGAUAUGAUGACGAGACAAGGUACUUAUUUGGCCUUCAACCGGCAGGGUAUGGAGUCAUCCACUUCUUCUUUGAUGAAGAUGUCUUAUGAGACAACUUGCCAGUUCUUGACGAAGGCUGUUCUUGACAAUGAACGUGAAGAAUUGAAGUCUCCUUCCGCUAAGCUUGUUCUGGGCAAAUUGAACAGUGUCGGUACCGGUGCCUUUGAUAUUUUAGCGAAGGUACCAACUACUGCAUAA